Messenger RNA from Limulus polyphemus (Atlantic horseshoe crab), 2363 nucleotides. Its product is annotated as trissin receptor-like. Lineage: Eukaryota; Metazoa; Arthropoda; Merostomata; Xiphosura; Limulidae. The record is from RefSeq and is a predicted model, not a curated record. The coding region runs from base 21 to 1484 and encodes 487 amino acids. The transcript has 2 exons. Gene Ontology annotation, biological process: G protein-coupled receptor signaling pathway. Gene Ontology annotation, cellular component: plasma membrane. Gene Ontology annotation, molecular function: neuropeptide Y receptor activity.
ACUAGGCUGAAGAAGAAAACAUGGAGGACUAUAUUACAGUAGACGUGGAGGAAACCGAAUUACUGGAUUACAACUGUAGUCACUCGUGGAGCAAUUCAACAAUGGAAUUUUCAUCUAUUUUCAGCAAGUACGAGAAGGCAGCUCUGAUCGCCGCUUACGGUUUUGUAUUCUGCUGUUGUGUGUUUGGGAAUUUACUGGUUAUGGUUGUUGUUUUUCUCCACCGCCGCCUGCGUACGACAACGAACUUCUUCUUAACGAAUCUUGCUGUGGCUGAUUUCUGUGUAGGUGUUUUCUGCGUUUUUCAAAACCUUUCAUUAUAUCUGAUGAACAGUUGGCCGUUCGGAAACAUUCUUUGCAAAAUGUACCAUUUCAUCCAAAGUUUAAGCUACACUGCAUCUAUUGUUAUCUUAAUGGUUAUCUGUGUUGAAAGGUAUGUCGCUAUUAUCUAUCCCUUAUGGAGCAAGCAUGCUUUUACUUUGAAUCGCUUACGUGUUAUUAUAUCGGUAGUGUGGCUAGUUAGUGCUCUUUAUUGCUGCCCCAGGCUCAUAAUUUACGGCACAGCAGAGCUUCCCUCAGCAUCCGGGACCUCAGUGGAAUGUUUCAUGCAGCGCCGCUUUUACGAUUCUGAAAUAUACGACAUUGUAAAUUUCGUGUUUCUGUUAAUAAUUCCUUUAAUUAUUAUUAUUUUACUUUACGCCAUCAUUGGAAUUCAUCUGUGGAAAGGUAGGUUAGAUUCUGAUGAGCUUGAGAACAUAAAAGACAUGGAGCUGAAGCAUUUGCGUAGUGUUUUAAGUAGAAGACACUCUACACUCCGAGAAUCUCCCUCCACCCUUCUCUGUUGCCAUGGCUGCGAGUCAGGAAGUCCUGGCCAUAUCCACGGGGCUCAUUUUGUUAUAAGGAAAAAUGGUGGGAUCUGCAUUUGUCGUGAAAUACGUUCAUCUAUAAUUGACAUAUCAAGGCUCACCGUCACGGACCAUUGUUGCUAUUGUAAUGUGGGUAGAAACCUUCGUAUGUGUGACACAAAAGCCAGCACGAGUAGAGAUAAGUUGAAACAUUCUACAAGCAAAGGGAGCAGCCACUCUAUGUCUUUUCAACAGCAUUGUCUUUCUCGAGCUCCAAGAACAAUUAUUAAAGCUAGAAGAAGAGUUGUUCGUCUUUUGUUGGCUGUUGUCUUGUCUUUUGCUUUAUGUAAUUUACCUUUCCACGCUCGCAAACUUUGGCAGUAUUGGUCUCCUCAAUUCGAUGGUGCCAGCAAAGGAUCCGUUUUUCUUACUAUUGGCACGACUUUACUAUUGUACUUUAACUCUGGAAUAAAUCCCAUUCUUUACGCUUUCCUCUCAGAAAACUUCAGAAACUCGAUGAAGGAAGUAGUGUGUUGCAGAAAACAUCCAAUCUCAAGCCGUUUUACUUCUCAUCACUCAACUGUACGAGCUCCUCAACCUUCUCAGUCAGGAUAUGAACGGAAACCUUCUCAAUCUGUCUAAAAAUAGAAACCUUUAACAAGUUUUCAUGAUGCUCAGAUACAAUUUGUAAGAACAUUAAGUAUUAUAUUUAUUUUACUGUCAUCCGUAAGAUAUCCAGAUUCAACUAAAUCAUUGCCGUCAACAACAUGUAAUUCAUAGAGCACACACUAAUCUAUAAAAACGCAGAUUAACAUUUUAACUGGAUAUGUGCUUACCUUUCACCAUUAAUUUUUUCAUAGAUAUUUAAAAGAUUGUAUUGGUUUUCUAUACAUACUCACUUAUAUACAGUAUAAGUAUAUAACCAUGAUAUGCUAAUUUGUAGUUUAGGUUUUAGGUAUAUGACCUUCCCGUAUUUCUAACAUUAUAUACAUAUGAUGUUUAACAUGAUACAAUAUAUUCAUUAUACAUUGUAUAUUAUGAGUGUAAAAGUAAUAACACUGAAUAUUUUGUGUGUGAAAGUAACAACACAAUAUAUUGGAACCAAAACUGUACAUCUCCAAAAUUCUGGAGUGCAUAUUUCUUCGUGAGGCCUGUCGUUGUUGUUUGUGCUGCAACUCAACCUACAUUCGUAAACAUAUAUUAACAAGCAUGUUUCCAUUUCUUUGAAAUUCAAUUUUUUUUUUACAGAAUACUCAGUAAUAUCUGGAAAUAAUGUGAAAUACAUUUCAUAUUCAUUCAGCAAUUAUAUACAAGGUAUUCAGACCAUCGAUAAAGAGUUCUUCUAAACUAAUAUAUUUCUAUUAUAUGUAUUUGUUCCAUUAAUUACUCGAACUGCUCAGAGUCCUUAAUUUCGCGUUUUGUUAGUCAUGACACCCGUUAUUUUAUGUACAUAAUAUUGAUAUAUAAUUUUAUUGUACUAAGUGCAAAGUUUUCUCUCACUACUAUUUCAAAUUGGAGUGA